AUGACAACAUUGAAGUCACUCUCACUCUGUUUCAGUUGCAUUAUUGUUGGCUUGGGGUUUCUCUCAGCUGCAACGUGUUCACUAAUUGCCAAGCUCUCUUCCCUUCCUCUCUCACUUUCCAUUGUUUCCUCAUCUUCAUCUUCCUCUAAAGAUGGAAAACCCAACUCAAAGUCAGUGAAGCUGAGAGAGGAAUGGAGGCAACGCUCCAGACCCAUUCCUCCUGGUGGCACUUAUCCGGCUAAAGACCACUGCAGUCGUUGUGGGUUGUGCGACACAUAUUACAUUGCCCAUUUCAAGGAAGCCUGUGCUUUCUUAGGAGAUGGAAUGUCUAAGAUUGAAGUUCUUGUUCCUCUCCUAAAUUUUCAUACCUUCAUUGAAUUUUUACUCUUAAAUACUGAUUUAGAGCACAGUAAAUGCUCGAGUUCUCUAAUAUCAUGUACCAAACACCGGAUGUGGACAUUUGAAGUGCUUAUAUGAAGUGCAGUGGAGUGAUCGAACUUCAAUUUUGGUUCAAAAUCUAAUUUUUUUAAUGAUCCAUUGCCAUGCAUGAUUUCCAUUUUAUUCAUCAGUCUUGAUUCUCGAAAUUCAAGUUAGAGGUGCUGCCAGACCAAAUUUUUACUUCAACCAAUGUUGUUUCUUUGUGGAACUACAACC
Prunus dulcis (almond) is the source of this 654-nucleotide messenger RNA. Its product is annotated as 7-hydroxymethyl chlorophyll a reductase, chloroplastic-like. Gene Ontology annotation, biological process: chlorophyll cycle. Bases 1 to 477 code for a protein of 158 amino acids. Gene Ontology annotation, molecular function: 7-hydroxymethyl chlorophyll a reductase activity. The record is from RefSeq and is a predicted model, not a curated record. Gene Ontology annotation, cellular component: chloroplast. The transcript is spliced from 4 exons. NCBI's taxonomy places the organism in Eukaryota, Viridiplantae, Streptophyta, Magnoliopsida, Rosales, Rosaceae.